Monoraphidium neglectum is the source of this 903-nucleotide messenger RNA. RefSeq lists its product as hypothetical. The transcript is spliced from 5 exons. The record is from RefSeq and is a predicted model, not a curated record. Lineage: Eukaryota; Viridiplantae; Chlorophyta; Chlorophyceae; Sphaeropleales; Selenastraceae. Bases 1 to 903 code for a protein of 300 amino acids.
AUGCGCCACUUCACACCUUCCCAUUCUUUCAGCGCGCUCUGGCUGGCGGACGACGUGCCCUCGAAUGGGCCGGUCAAGGCUUCACGGGUGUGCAAGUUUGACCCGAAGAGCAGCGCAGUGAAGUAUGUUGAGGAUGUCGCAAUUGAUGCCGCGGGCGACGCCCUGCUGCUCGUGCGCAGCGGCGACACCCCGGCCGUUGGCCGCGCCAUAAAGGUCUACACCAGCAAGAUCGACGAGCCAGAUGCAGACCGCGUCUGCGAUUUUGUGGAUUUGCUGGUCGGCGGCCUGCCGGACCCGCUGCGUCCUGCGUCGCCAGCAUCGUCCGGCACGAUCUGGCGCGCUAUGGCGGCGUCCAAGAACAGCAACAUCUUCUACGCUGCCUCGGACGAGGCAUUGUUUGCGGUCGACAUCAGCAAGACCCCCUGGGCGUUCAGCGGAGUGCUGAACAUCGCGACGCUGCCCAACGGCACCGCCGACCUGACCUUGGGCCCCAACGGAAAGCUGUUCUUUGCCCGCGCAGACCGCCUCUACGAGGUGGCGCUGGCCGGCGACCGCGUCACCCCGGUCUCGUUCCAGCAGAUCAAGCAGACCGGCUCCCAGAACGCGGGCGCGUUCUGCACGCCCGACCUGGCAUAUGCGGUGUCUGGCAGCGCCGGCCGCGAGCUCGUAGAGAUCAAGGCGCCCUACCCCUCAUCGCAGUCUGCCCAGCUGCAGUCGCCGUCCUCGCCGCAGCCGGUCACCGGCGCCGCGUCGGUGCAGCUGUGCGGCAGCGUGCCGCCGUCGGGCUGCGGCGGGAGGAGCAGGGGCAAGGGGAAGAAGUUCAUGUCGACGGACGGUGGGGGCGGCGGCGGCAUGGGCAAGGGGUCCACCGGCGGCGGGGCUAUUCCGUUUUACAAGCCCUGA